Perkinsus marinus ATCC 50983 is the source of this 642-nucleotide messenger RNA. Its product is annotated as Phosphatidate cytidylyltransferase, putative. NCBI's taxonomy places the organism in Eukaryota, Perkinsozoa, Perkinsida, Perkinsidae. Gene Ontology annotation, cellular component: endoplasmic reticulum membrane. The record is from RefSeq and is a predicted model, not a curated record. The transcript has 6 exons. Bases 1 to 642 code for a protein of 213 amino acids. Gene Ontology annotation, molecular function: phosphatidate cytidylyltransferase activity.
AUGACGGCUAAUAUCUAUAACGGUCUCAUCUGGUUCUUCCUACCAACCUCAGUAGUCAUUGUCAAUGACAUAUUCGCGUACCUAUUCGGAUUCUUCUUUGGGCAUCACCCCCUCAUUAAGCUGUCGCCCAAGAAGACCUGGGAGGGUUUCAUCGGUGGCUCCAUCGCGACUAUGAUAUUUUCGAUGAUCUGGUGUUCUGUCCUCCAAAAAUACGAGUAUUUCACUUGCAAACAAGAAGAGAUCGUCUUUAAGCCCUUCAUCUACCCAAGCUGCACCCCAGAUGAGAUUUAUACUCUCCAUAGAACGUACACUAUUCCCCCGUUCGGGUUUGAAUUGCAGCUAACCGAUAUGCAGAUUCACGCCCUAGUCCUAGGUAGCUUUGCAUCUCUGGUAGCGCCGUUCGGUGGGUUCCUAGCGUCUGGUUUCAAGCGUGCCUUCAAGAUAAAGGACUUUGGCGACUCCAUCCCUGGUCAUGGUGGCCUCACAGACCGCUUUGACUGUCAGGUUGUAAUGGGUAUGUUCACUUAUGUCUAUCUCUCCAACUUCGUCGUUGGUGAUAGUGCUACUGCAUUCACCAGUCUUCUAGAGAAAGUCAUGCAGUUAUCUGAUGCAGAACAACUACAGUUGUACGAUCAUUACUAA